Molecule: messenger RNA, 1173 nt
Organism: Closterium sp. Yama58-4
Lineage: Eukaryota; Viridiplantae; Streptophyta; Zygnematophyceae; Desmidiales; Closteriaceae
Source: the annotation of a GenBank genome assembly
AUGCUCCCCUACCCUCAGCCCUCGUGCUCGCCUUUCCUCUGCCGUCAUGCUCGACUCUUCUCUGCCCUCAUGCUCGCCUUUCCUCUGCCCUCAUGCUCGACUCUUCUCUGCCCUCAUGCUCGCCUCUCCUCUGCCCUCAUGCUCGCCUCUGCUCUGCCCUCGUGCUCGCCUUUCCUCUGCCCUCUUGCUCGCUUCUUCUCUGCCCUCAUGCUCGCCUCUCCUCUGCCCUCAUGCUCGCCUCUCCUCUGCCCUCAUGCUCGCCUCUGCUCUGCCGUCGUGCCCGCCUUUCCUCUGCCCUCAUGCUCGCCUUUCCACUGCCCUCAUGAUCGCCUUUCCUCUGCCCUUAUGCUCUGUCCACGCAUCUACACCCCUAGUCUCUCACACCUCUGGUCUGAUUUUUUUCUGUGCGCAGAGAAGUGGGAGGGGCUGGACGUGUGUGAGCAGUUCUCGCUGCAGCAGAUGCUGAGUGCCACCAACAACUGGUCGGAGGACAAUGUGCUGGGCAAGGGAGGCUUUGGCAUUGUCUACAAAGGCCGCUCACCACAGGGCCAGCUGUGGGCCAUCAAGCGCUCCACCAUCAUGUUUAUCCUGGAAUCUACUGCCUUUCCCUGUUGUGAUGCUUCCUGUAGUCUCCGUUGUUGCUUAUCAUGCUGCUUUCCACUGCCUCUGUCAUUCAUCGACCUUUCUUGCAUAAUAGCCCAGCAGGCAAUCCCUUACCUUUUCCUUCCACCGCACUGCAUAUGUUCCCACGCCUCACUGCCUCGCAUGGACACCCUGCAGGCAGUCAAGUUGGUGGAGACAUAUGACGUGGAGGAGCUGAAGGACAGCAAGAUGCCAGCAGUAAAUGAGGAGGCCAUAGUGGACUUUGCAGACCUGGCUCUGGACUGCAUCAAGUCUCCCGGCACACGGCGACCCACCAUGAAGGAUGUGGCAUACCGCCUCAGUGCCCUCAUUGAGAAGCACUGCCCCAACGAGGAGGAUGAGUGGGAGAAUGUUGUGAAAGAAGAAGGGACAAGCAACCAAGAGAUGCCUUCUGAGUCGUCUGGAGAUGGAGGGAGGGAGCCUGAGAGGUCUCAUGGCUCACAGUCUGGUGUGAUCUCAUUCACGGGUACUUUCUCGAUGAGUGAUAGCCUCAAGAGCUGGCUGCAAUUGAAGCCAUCCAAUGGGCAUUGA